This is a messenger RNA of Rhodamnia argentea, 703 nucleotides long. Its product is annotated as 3-hydroxyisobutyryl-CoA hydrolase 1-like. Gene Ontology annotation, biological process: L-valine catabolic process. Bases 1 to 627 code for a protein of 208 amino acids. Gene Ontology annotation, molecular function: 3-hydroxyisobutyryl-CoA hydrolase activity. The transcript is spliced from 7 exons. NCBI's taxonomy places the organism in Eukaryota, Viridiplantae, Streptophyta, Magnoliopsida, Myrtales, Myrtaceae. The record is from RefSeq and is a predicted model, not a curated record.
AUGUGGAUGCAGGUAUUUGCAAUGCCGGAAGCAGUACUCAGACUAUUUCCGGAUGUGGGUGCAUCUCAUUUCCUAUCCAAACUUCCCGAUUACUUUGGUGAAUAUAUAGGACUAACCGGAGCACGAGUGGAUGGAGCAACAAUGGUUACAUGUGGCCUUGCAACUCAUUUUGUCUUUUCAAAGGAUUUUCCUCUUUUAGAACGCGCUCUUUCUUCGGUGGAUUCAUCAAACGCAUCAGAUAUUUUAUCCGUCAUCAACAAAUAUGCGCAGAAAUCCAAUAGAAAAGAGGAAGAACUCCACAAAAGAUUGAAGAGUAUAAACAGAUGUUUCUCAAGACAAACUGUGGAGGGCAUCUUACAUUCUCUUGAAAAGGAGUUGCUCGAUAACUCGGCAGAGAAAUGGAUCACCGAUGCGGUGAGCGACAUGAAGUCUGCUAGUCCGACCAGCCUUAAGAUUUUUCUGAGAUCGAUAAGAGAAGGACGUGGUCAAACGAUUGAACAAUGUCUAGCUCAUCGUGAGUACACCAUCUUUUGCAACAUCGUGCGAAGGAAGAUCACUAAUGACUACUACGAGGGCUCAAGGGCAAUUUUCUUCGACAAAGACAAAAAGCCCAAGGUGCAAACAUAGAUGCUUCAGACAUCUUUGUCAUUUUUUUUAUUUUUCAUGUCCAAACCUUUUGAUUGGUACUUGGCUUCAUCUAUCA